UGUCAGAUUGCCUCUUGCUCCAUUCUUUUAAUACACUCUGACCUCCGUUAUAAACCUAGCUACUUCUUUUGUGUCAAAUUUUAUUGCAGAUGUCUCUUAGAUCUUGUGCAGAAAAUCCUAGGUUAUAAUCCUCGAAGCAUCACGUGUAUGGAUUAUUUUUAGAAAGACUUGCAUUGAAAAUGGCAGUGAAUCAACUAGAGGACGUAAUUCAAAGAUGGAGAACAAUCGAUGAAAAAGACUUUACACUAGAGGAUCGAGAGCUCUUUCUGAAUGCUAGUCGUACCUGCAUUGCCCAGGGUGACAGUGCGCAACUCUUGGACUUUAUAAAAGAGGAGUCUAAUCGGCACUUAGUAAGGUCUAUGGGCAGUGGCCUACUGCCUCCACUGGUGAAUGAAGUGCUGAGGAAGGACCAGAGUCCUGCCCACUGUCAGGCUAUCCUCAUUCAACUCAUACAGAUCUGUGAUGUGAAAGAACUCCUCGAUAUUUUACACCAGCAAGUGGAGGACACUGAUCCAGAUGCCAUAGCAGACUCCAUCAUUGUUCUCAUGCCUCAUAUUCAGUCAGUACUGUUGAGAAUGAGGGAGUCGAAGGCCAGUGGAUUGGCUUGUGCCCUGGAUUGUCUACAGAAACAGAUUUCAAAGCUGCCUGUACCUUACUCACACAAACAGGAACAGGAAGAUAAGUAUGGGCUCUGCCGAUGCUGCAACGCAAUACUGACCUUUGUACAACCCUUUGUGCAGGAAGUCAAGAAUCGAGAAUUGAAGUCCAACAAUCAAGACAUGAAACUAAGAGCUGCUCUUCUCAAGUUUUGCAUGGAGAGCCUAAGGGAACCUCUUCUCCAAGCUCAACUGGACAAAGAGGUGAACACUACGGAUAAUUCACCCCUGCUGAAUUUUGCCACAGAAAUAAUGGCAAUCAUAACAGUGAUCCAAGAGCCCAUGCCAAAACUCUUAUUCUACCAUUCUUUAAGAGGGAAAGAAGAUACCAUUGUUCUGGAGAAGGGUGCUUGUCAUCCAAAUGAAUCAAGAGCUUGCAUGGCUUACUUGCUCUUUGUCCAGCGUAUUGCCAUGGAAGUGUUUCCUGCAGUUUUCAACCCUGUUUUUGUCCUGCAAUGUAAUAUGGAAUACAUCAAUCUUCUGCUGAGUAGAAAGGAUGAAUCGUGGAUUUUGAAAGGCUUGGACUUGAAUGUAAAAAGUUUGGAGAGAGUAACAGACAAUAGCCUCCCAGUGGAGCUCUUAGAGCUGAAACCAUUUCAUGAGGUUCCACAGAACUUAAUUAAAAUCAUGACUGACUGUCCUAUCCAGCAUUUGAGAGGAAGGAGUCUUGUGGUGUUCCAGCUCUUUAUAGAGAAGCUUAAUGGUGAGGCGAAGCACAGACUUUUCAGACGCACCAUGAAAACUAGCCAUCAUGCAGGUGUUGAGAGUAUCAUCAUCAAAAACAUCAAGAAUCAAGCGGAACUGUCCAGAAAGUCAGGUAACAAGGACGGCUGGUUUGAGGGGACAUGGCUUGUCACACUGCUGAAAGACACUAUCAUUCUCCCACAGGGCCAUGAAACUGACUUGCUACAUGGGAUGGACAGGGUCAUGGAGUCUUUAAAUCUCCUGCGGUACUUAUUAAUACGGGAAAGAGAGAUUUCUACCGGAAUAUGGACAGACUUGUGCCAUACUGCCAACAGUUACACAAAAAUAUUACGAGUGUGUCUAAGCAUGUCAAAAUCAUACUAUGGGACAGAGUUACAAAAACUGAGAGAGGACAAAAAGAUUAAGGCGAAAGAAUUUAAGGAGGCCUCUGGGAAGAGAUCAGUCCAGAGCAUGAUUGUAAAAACGGAGAUGCUUGGCAGCAUGCCACGUGAGGCUCAGGAUAAGGUCUUGCAGUGUGCCCUGGUGACAUAUGACUUAAUGGAGAGCCUUGUGGUCCAUAUAGAGGAGAUCAUAGAGGAGAGUCAAAAAUAAACAAGGAGGCACAAUUACUGCUGUUGGAACUGAAUACUGUAUUUACUUAUUUAUGCUCUAGUUUAUGCUCUAUCUAUGCUUAGUUUGCAAUUGUUACAUCAAAGCUAUAAUAUCAAUACAAAUAUUCAAUACAAAUAAAAGGCUGAAUUUGUU
Molecule: messenger RNA, 2105 nt
Organism: Myxocyprinus asiaticus (Chinese sucker)
Lineage: Eukaryota; Metazoa; Chordata; Actinopteri; Cypriniformes; Catostomidae
Gene: glmnb
Product: glomulin, FKBP associated protein b
Exons: 18
Coding region: 180-1952 (590 amino acids)
Cellular component (GO): cytoplasm
Molecular function (GO): ubiquitin-protein transferase inhibitor activity
Source: RefSeq, a predicted model, not a curated record